This is a messenger RNA of Xyrauchen texanus (razorback sucker), 2145 nucleotides long. Its product is annotated as sterol O-acyltransferase 2-like. Lineage: Eukaryota; Metazoa; Chordata; Actinopteri; Cypriniformes; Catostomidae. The record is from RefSeq and is a predicted model, not a curated record. Gene Ontology annotation, biological process: cholesterol efflux; cholesterol metabolic process. Gene Ontology annotation, molecular function: cholesterol binding; cholesterol O-acyltransferase activity; fatty-acyl-CoA binding. Bases 132 to 1733 code for a protein of 533 amino acids. Gene Ontology annotation, cellular component: endoplasmic reticulum membrane. The transcript has 16 exons.
CUACAGUACUCGUGAUGGUCACAGAACAAAGAUCACACAGAUCUAUACAUGACGUGAAAGUCACAGUCUUCACACUUCAAUCAGGAGUUUGGGACAAACACAACAUCAAGAGGAACUCGUGAAGAAACAUCAUGGCAACAUGGGAGACAAGCAACAGUGUUGUGCAUCGCACAAGGGCACGCACAUCCGGUGAAAAUCAGCUUCCAUCAGAGAACGGCUUCAUCACACGCAAUGAGAAUUUUAAUCAUGUGAGGGACAUGACACAGAGGAAAGAAGACCUGGAGAGAAUCAAAGCCGAGGUGAUCCGACAUGUUAAAGACCAUCUGAACGAGGUGCUGGAUCGAGCGCUCACCGAUUCAGAACCGUCUCUCGCCCGAAACACACAAGCACACACUGAUGAGAAAAGAAGCUGCGGCGACAGGCACAAACUGGAGCAGGGGAAGGUGUUUGUGGCCAGAUGGUCCCUGCUUGAUGAGCUGUUUGAGGUCAGUCACAUCAGGACGAUCUAUCACAUGUUCAUCGCGGCUCUCUUCCUGUUCGUCUUGAGCACUUUAGCAGUGGACUACAUCGACCAGGGCAGGCUGGUUCUGGACUUUGACUUGUUUGUUUACGCGUUCGGUCAGUUGAGUACGGUCACAUGGGCAUGGCUCCUGAUGUUCAGUUAUACUCUGCUUGGGCCGUACCAUGUUGUGAGUGUUUGGGGUGGACUGUACCACAACGGCCGCUGGAGGGCAUCUGUAUCAGUGGCAUCUGCACUAAUGCUGUGCGCCACCCAGCUGAGCAUGCUGGGAAUAUUUCCGGUGUAUGUAGUUCUGCACUAUCAGCUCCCCCCGGCAUCACGAUUCAUCAUCAUAUUAGAACAGAUCAGAUUUGUGAUGAAGAGCUACUCGUUUAUCCGUGAAACUAUUCCCGCCAUUCUCAAAAACACACCGCAGAACGGUGACCCGCGGCAUUAUCCGUCGCUCUCCAGCUAUCUGUACUUCCUGUUUUGCCCAACACUGAUCUAUCGUGAGGCGUAUCCGAGAAACACGUGCAUCAGGUGGAACUACGUUGGCAUGAACUUUCUAAAGAUCUUGGGCAGUUUGUUUUAUCUGUACUUCAUCCUGGUGCGAUUGUGCAUCCCCGUGUUUAUGAACAAGAGCAACCAGCCGUUCAGCACACGCACACUCAUACUGGCGCUCUUCCAUGCGGUUUUUCCAGGUAUGCUGAUAUUUAUGUUGGGCUUUUACGCUUUUCUUCACUGUUGGCUCAACGCUUUCGCGGAGAUGCUGCGGUUUGCCGAUCGGAUGUUUUAUAAAGAUUGGUGGAACUCGACCUCUUUCGCUAAUUACUACCGCACGUGGAACAUCGUCGUGCACGACUGGCUUUAUUACUACGGAUACCGAGACUUCCUCUGGCUGUCGGGUCAGAAGCUUCGUUCAGUGGCCACACUGUCUGUUUUCGGCGUUUCCGCAUUAGUGCAUGAAUACACCUUCACCAUGUGCUUUGGAUUCUUCUAUCCAGUGAUGUUCUGUACAUUCGCCGGAAUUGGUGUGGUGUUCAACUUUGCCAUGAACGACAAACGGAAGAGUCCGGUGUGGAACAUCAUCAUGUGGAUGUGUUUGUUCAUUGGUCAGGGCAUUCAUGUUUGUCUGUACUGUCUGGAGUGGUACGCACAGAUCCGCUGCCCGCGUACUGGGACAGGCUUCUGGGAGCUGGUGACACCGAAAUCAUGGACAUGUAGUUACCAGUGACGACUGACCAGCUGAACCGAACGCUCAUAAAUGAGGAAAGCUCAUGAAUAGUCUCGCCAAGAGAGCUGCCGACCAUCAUCAAUAUUUCCAGUUAAAUGUCUGUGUGCUUUGCGAGGGAUACGAUAAAUGUACAGAGCUAUUUGUGACAUGAUAUAUACAGUAUAAACGCUGGUCGAAUUGAGAAUGAGAAAUGUGGUGAAUAACGAUGAUGCUACUAACAUGCUGUAGUUCUGAGAUGGAAAUUUGACAUUGUUAUAUAUAUUUCAUGCUUAAAAUGUAGCAAAUGUAGCAUAUCAGCAUUCCUAGAAGUGUAGCCUUGUAGUUUAAUUGAAUGCUGAUUUUAUGUUUAUGUAUAUAUACUGUAGAUUUCAAUGAAUGUAAUGAUGCACAUUGUUAAAAUAAAAAAUUUAGU